AUCGAUAAUUCAGCGAUAAAAUAAAUAAAGUCGACGUGCCUCUGCUCGUUUUUUUUUUGUUAAUGCUUUUUUUGUGCUGCGGCUGCGCUUUUAAAUCUUCGCGUUUGCCGUGCGAUGCAAAUAUGACCGGCGAUCGCCUGGCCAGUGGAAAAUACAACGCGAAACGAUCGGAAACUGUGAAAAACGGAUGAUAAAAGCGAAACUCCAGAAAUUGCCAGCAACUGCAGCAGCAACAACAAUAAAAACUCGGAGUCGGAGGCGCAUUGUGUGAGAGAGAAGAGGCUAGACGAGAUCGCAUAAGGAGAGGCCGAGACCGAGUGAGAGAAGGAACGAAGGCGAAGGAGGUGGAGGAGGAGGAGGAGUGGAGCACAGAAUGGAUGUUGAAAUACCUGUUUUGGCUGGAUAUCUUAAUGUGCCGACCCAAACUGGAUUUUCGCUAAAUCGCAUCUCGAAAAAGAAAGCAUGCAAUCGGUACUGUUUGCUGUUCAAGGCCAGCCGUCAUGGCAUCGCCCGUCUGGAGAUGUGCGAGAGCAAGGAAGAUCGCAAUCCCAAGAUCUUCACCCUUGAGAACUGUGUUAAGAUCACCCAGGAGCCGCCGCCCGACCGCCUCAUCCACAUUGUGAAGCGUCAUGGCACAUUAACCCUGAGCACGAGCAGCGAGGAGGAGCUCAAGGAUUGGAUCACCGCCCUGCAGACCGUUGCCUUUUGUGACACCUCGCCAUCGGGCGGCAUUGGCGGGGCCAUUGAGGAGGACAAUGACCUCUAUUGCAGCUCCUUUGAUGGCCUCUUCAUCAUCACACUCAUCCCCUCGGAGGCCUCCAUUCGUUGCAACAUCGAACCCAAGACGUACAUGCUCCAAAUGACGCCUACGGAAUUGCAACUUAAAUCAGAGGAUUUGGGCGCAACAGUGGCCAUGUGGCCGUAUCGCUUCAUCCGCAAGUAUGGCUAUCGAGAUGGCAAGUUCACAUUUGAGGCGGGCCGUAAAUGCACCACCGGCGAGGGUGUCUUCACCUUGGAUCACACCAAUCCGCAGGAUGUCUUUCGCUGCAUGUCCGCCAAGAUGAAGUCGAUGAAGAAACUGAUUAGCGGCGACAGCAGCACCCUGAGCACACUGGAGUGCAAUGAGAAUCAGUUUAGUGCAGCGGCUGGCAUGGAACCGGGCUCAAGGAGCCCCCUGCCACCGUCACCCUCGAGCAAUCCACACGGGAGCGUUGGCGGCGGAGAGUUUGAGAUCAAUUCCACACAAAGUUGCAUCUCUUUGAGGGGAUUUAUCAGUUCGAAUGAUUCGCUGAAUAAUUUCUCUGGAGGAACAUUAUCCUCAACAACGGCGGGCACAGCUUCGGCUCCCUCUGCACCUGGUUCUGUCGUCACACUAUCCGUACCGCACAGCAUUCCCAAGAAGCCGCCUCGAAAUUUAAUGGGAGUAAGCCCAACAACAACAACAACACCCCAACAUUGUGAUAAAUACAGGAACAUGGUCAAAUAUGAGCCUGUGGCCAUAACAACAUCCUCCGCCGCCGCCACCAACACCAGCGAUAACAACAGUUCGGUGAUACUCAAGCCACACAUCGACAAGGAUGUGUCUGGGCCGGAUUUACCGCCCGAUCUGCCGCUGCGCAAUGAGAGCAAGGAGGCAGCGCCGCCCCCAGAGCGGGAUUACGAGUGUAUUGAGAAUAUAACAGAGGCGUGGCGUACCCGAGGCGUUGGUGAUGUCCGGCAUUGCGAACGUAUGCCCAUACUGUGCGAUACCACGGAGUUUGUCCGCCAGCGCUCGAUCACCAGCAGCGGCACGCCCAAAAUCAUAGAUAUCGAUAUUGGCGAGGGUAUAGGCAAUGAUGCCGUCGUUGCCAACGCCUCCUCCGAUGGCAACUAUGAUCGUUUGGACUUUCUGUCGCCAAACAACAAGACCUCCAGUGGCUACAAGACCAUUGUGAAUGUGACUCUGCCUGGGAAUCGGAUACGUUGCAGUCCGCCGCCGCCAAACGAAUACGAACUGAUUGCCAGUCCCGAUACGGAGAGCUUUCGCAAAGCCGACGACAGUCAUCUGGGCUAUGGGGUACUCCGAAAGUCCACUGGCACGGUCAAUAACAAUAACAACAACAAUCUGGGAAUCUCCAAUAGCAACAUGGAAUCAGCGACAACAACGGGAACGGGCAUGGGAAUGGGAACGGGAACGGGAGGUACGUCGGCCAUUGAUCAUCGCAGCUAUAAUGGCCUCAACUACACGAUUGUCAGCAAGCCGAAGCGAGUGUAAGGUAACGAUGGGACUGGGAACGGGGACUGAAAGUGAAAAUGUUAAGGAAACUUAAGCUAGAAGGGGUGCAGUCUGUGUGUGGAAAGAAGAUUCCGAACUAUAGCUGUUUUCAAUUCCAAUUUAAAGCCAUUAAAGCAUUGAAUAUCGUAAAGAAAGCAAGGGUAAAAUUCCGAAAUGAUAUAUUCUCAAAAAUAUAUAUAAAUAUAUCAAUAUCCUAUCAAAAAAUUAUGGUAAAUUUGAAUAUUUGAAAUUUUUAAAUAUGAAAAUAAUUUAAAUUUUAAUACAAAAUUAUUAAAAAAUAUCAGAAAAUUGGUAUUUUUAUAUGUCAUAAUUAUCUUGUCUCUUUUUUCCGAUUUUGUAGGCUCAGUAUAUGUAUAUCAAACAGAAUAUCACAAAUAUCGCCAUGUUAAAAUGUUAAUUUAUAUAUACAGUAUUGAUAUAUAUCUAUAUUUUGUGCCAUCCCAUUUACUAUAUAUAUUUUGUUAAAACUUCUGAAGCAGAAACCUAGAGUUUCUACUUUUAAGCAAGUUCUUGAGCAAAACUUUACUUAAAAUUCCUUAUUUUCAACAAUUAAAAACCGAAAAGACUACAGAAAUACACUAAAGUAAAGGCACUAAACCCUUAAAUUCCAAUUUAAUAAAUUUUUAAAAAUGUAUUAAAUAUUUGAGAUAAACUACAAAGAUUUCUAAAUGAUUUUUAGAAUACAAUUCGAUAUAUUUUGUCUUGAAAACCCAACCUUUUUUUAUAUAUUUCAAUAUGGGAAACAGCAAAACAACAAGUUUUUACCAGUAAAAUGCAUUUAAAUAAUAAGCAAGAAAAGCAGAGACUGCCCAGGUGCCUUACAAAAAAUAAGCAAAUAAAAAUGAAAGACGAUGGCGGGCAAUACUUUCACAGAAUCUCGCACAAAAAUAUUCGAAUACAGCCCCCGCCAGCCAUUCAAAUCGUGUUGUUUUUAUUUAUAUCUUUUGUUUAUCUUUUCUCUGUUAAAUUAAACUGUGAUUAUUAUAUAGAAUUGUUAAAUUUUGUAGCCAGCACAGACACUGCCACCGCCACUUGCACUCGAGGAGAUCCUCAGAAAUGAAAAGAACUCACAAAUUUAAACACGAAAUGUGUGUAUUUAAUUUGUAUUUAAAAUAUAUAUGUGUGUUUUUGUAUAUUUUAAAAAUGCAACCUUAAAAUUUGUAAUUAUUUCCCGAUUUAAUCAUCCAUCCAUAAGGUAUUUCGCUGCCAUAUCUCGAAUUGUUAUUCCUAUACGAUAAAUCGUAUAUAUACCUAUAUAGCUGCCAUAGGAACAACAUUUUAAUGCCAUAUACACCCCGAAAAAUCUCCCAAAAACAGUUCUUUUUAUCAAUAGAGACUGUAAAUAUAGGUGUUUUUUGUGUUUUUUUUUUAAGUGCUGUGGAACUUCAAGACCCCAAGACCCCUUUAGUCCCCGUGCACGUUCCAAGUUCUCAAAGCCAGGAUCCGUUGAAAUAACCACAAUAUUUUUAUUUUGGGUAUUAUGCAAAAGGUCACAAAAAAAAAACGAAACGAAAUAAAAAUAAAUAAGAAGACAAAAAAAAUACCAAAAUAAAAAUUGUGACGCACAUUUUACUUGAAAAUAACAUAAUUUUUUUUUACUUACUUUACGUUUACGAUUAUGUCUAUUGUAUAAUUAUUAUCUUUUGUGUCUGCAAACCUAUUAUUGUGUAAAUAAAGACCCACAAAAAGAUCCAACGAAACGAA
This is a messenger RNA of Drosophila kikkawai, 3979 nucleotides long. RefSeq names its product docking protein homolog (gene Dok). Gene Ontology annotation, cellular component: cytoplasm. The record is from RefSeq and is a predicted model, not a curated record. Gene Ontology annotation, biological process: Ras protein signal transduction; positive regulation of MAPK cascade; cell surface receptor protein tyrosine kinase signaling pathway. Lineage: Eukaryota; Metazoa; Arthropoda; Insecta; Diptera; Drosophilidae.